This is a messenger RNA of Heteronotia binoei (common prickly gecko), 1542 nucleotides long. Its product is annotated as vomeronasal type-2 receptor 26-like. The record is from RefSeq and is a predicted model, not a curated record. Gene Ontology annotation, cellular component: membrane. Gene Ontology annotation, molecular function: G protein-coupled receptor activity. Gene Ontology annotation, biological process: G protein-coupled receptor signaling pathway. Bases 1 to 1542 code for a protein of 513 amino acids. The transcript is spliced from 4 exons. NCBI's taxonomy places the organism in Eukaryota, Metazoa, Chordata, Lepidosauria, Squamata, Gekkonidae.
AUGACGGCCGAUUUUGAUUUUUCAUCAGAAAUAUAUCACAGACAUCUCGACAUACAAGUCUUUAAUGGUGCUUUAUCAUUUGCACUUCAUCUCACUGAAGUUCAAGAUUUCCAAAACUUCCUUCAAAGCCUGAAUCCCUUUGGUGAGGGAGAUGGUUUUAUCAGAACUUUCUGGCAGCAGGCAUUCGACUGUGUAUUUCCAGAUACUGAUGUAGGUGAUGAGACAAUGAAUAGCUGUACUGGAGAAGAGAAGCUGGAGAGCCUUCCUGGCCCUUUUUUUGAAAUGAUCAUGACAAGCCAAAGUUACAGUGUUUACAAUGCUGUCUAUGCCGUGGCCUAUGCUCUACAUGCCAUGUUUUCAUCCAGAAACAAAUAUGGAAUCAAGGCAGAUGGGAGCAAGCUGGAGCAUCCAAAGCCACAGCCAUUUCAGGUUGUUCCCCUUGCUGUGUGUAAUGAGAACUGUCUACCAGGUUACAGCACAAAAAGAAAAGAAGGAGAACCGUUUUGCUGUUACGAUUGUGCUCCAUGCCCAGAAGGAAAGAUUUCAAACCAGAAAGAUAUGAAUUACUGUUUCAAAUGCCCAGAAGAUCAUUAUCCCAACAAGGAUCAAAAUGGAUGCCUUUCAAAGAAUCUCAAUGUUCUGUCUUUUGAUGAACCAUUGGGCAUAAGUUUGGCUGUUUGGGCUCUGUGUCUUUCUCUGACCACAGCUGUGGUGCUGGGAAUCUUCAUUAAGCACCAGAAUACACCCAUUGUCAGAGCCAAUAAUCAGAAUCUUACCUACACUCUGCUUUUCUCCAUCUCGCUCUGCUUCCUCUGCUCUUUGCUAUUCAUUGGCCAGCCUCACUUUCUGAUCUGCCUUCUACGACAAAUUGCUUUUGGCGUCAUUUUCUCAGUGGUUAUUUCAUGUGUCUUGGCAAAAACCAUCACUGUGGUUUUGGCUUUCAUGGCCACUAAACCGGGGUCAUGGAUGAGGAAAUGGGUGGGAGAAAGAGCUGCCAUCUCUAUUGUUCUUUGUCUAUCAUUCAUUCAGGUGAUUAUUUGCAUGACUUGGCUAUUUCUUGAUCCCCCAUACCCAGAUUUUGACACACACUCGCUAGCAAAAGAAAUUAUAGUACAAUGCAAUGAAGGAUCUGUUGGAAUGUUUUAUUAUGUUCUGGGCUACCUGGGGUUUCUUGCAAUUGUCAGCUUCAUUGUGGCUUUCUUUGCUAGAACACUGCCCGAUUCCUUUAAUGAAGCCAAAUUUAUUACUUUUAGUAUGCUGCUGUUUUGCAGUCUGUGGGCGUCAUUUGUCCCAACUUAUCUUAGUACCAAAGGAAAAUACAUGGUAGCUGUGGAGAUCUUCUCCAUCUUGGCCUCCAGUGCUGGAUUACUAGGCUUCAUCUUUUUCCCAAAAUGCUUUAUAAUGGUCCUAAGGCCUGAAUUAAACUGCAAGGCACAGCUAUCAAGGAAAAAAUCAAUCACAAUAUCGGAGUUCCCUAAUAGCACGGUUGUGACCCGGCACCGGUCCACAGAGCCCUCAACACCGGGCUGCUUGGCAUCAUAA